Molecule: messenger RNA, 3810 nt
Organism: Formica exsecta
Lineage: Eukaryota; Metazoa; Arthropoda; Insecta; Hymenoptera; Formicidae
Product: odorant receptor 4-like
Exons: 14
Coding region: 721-2631 (636 amino acids)
Biological process (GO): detection of chemical stimulus involved in sensory perception of smell; sensory perception of smell
Cellular component (GO): plasma membrane
Molecular function (GO): olfactory receptor activity; odorant binding
Source: RefSeq, a predicted model, not a curated record
GCAUUUAAAAAAAUGAGUAUACGUACCUUUAAGGGGGCACGCCUACCUAGAAAUUUUCAAAAAAUCGGUUUCUGGAUUUUGACAUUAUCUUCUAAUGCAACAUCUUGAAAGUAUUCUCAAAAAAUUACCACAAUUAUUUUAUUUUUGUUUUUAUUAUUUCGAGUGAUGAUCGAGUGAUAAUGAAACAACACACAAUAUCAGAACAUCAUUAAUAUCAAGAUCCAGCAAUGAGAGAUUCAUGUAAAGUCUCAAUAUAUAUUCUUAGAAAAUGAAAAUGGAAAGGCCGCUACCUGUGCAAAAUAUUUCCUUAAGAGAAUAAAAUAUAUAUGUCAAUAUCACCUGUCGGAGAUCUGUCGCAUAGCAAUUUCAAUAUGUCGCACUUCGCAAUAUUCUGCAUAGACACUAUAGCCAUUAAAUUUCAUGGACAUAUAGAAAAAAACUUUACUUGGAAAUUCUGAUCGAUACGCGCGACAGAAACUCAUCUCGCUCAUCGACAGGCCUUCAUUUGCGUCACAUUGUAUGCGUUACGAGGCAUGACACGCGAAAUUAAAGGUUUCCGACGUGUGGUAUUUUCACGUGACAUUUUAUUCUCCCGCUGAAACAUCGAUUUGUCGCUUUUUCUGGAGAACGAAACGAGAGAUGUAGUCGACUGUGCGCCAUCGUAGGCGAAAGGUUUUGAGUAUUCUUCUAAAAAAUUAUUAUAACAUAUCAUUACGGAUUAUGAAGUCCGUUUGGAAUUAUUAUUACAGUGUGACGAAGAGAAUGUUGUUAUUGGCUGGUCAAUGGCCUUAUCAGAGAAGAAAGGAGAGAUUGCUUCGAGUGACUUUGAUGACUAUGACUUCGCUUUCUAUGAUAAUUCCACAGAUUGGCAAGUUUAUUCAGUGCGGCAGAGAUGUGCAAUGUAUUUUAACGACUAUACCGUUGUAUCUAUUUCAAAUUCUGUUUAUAGUGAAACUAUAUGCAUGCCAAUUUAACAAUAGCAAAAUUAAAGAUCUCACUGAUCAGGUGUAUAGCGAUUGGGAAAGCUUGGAAAUCCCGGAAGAAUACGAAAUUAUGAAAACUUAUGCUGCAAAAGCGAGACUGUUUUCUUUGAUAUAUAUAUCAUAUUAUGCCAUAGCUGCUCCUCUAUUUAUAUUAAUUGCCAUCACACCGCAAAUAUUAGAUAUCGUUUUACCGCUCAACGAAUCCCGCUCUAUAUUAAUGCCUUAUGAAGCCCAUUAUUUCGUUCACGAUGACAGAAGAUACUUCUAUUACAUUUUAUUUCACGCUUUUGUAGCUGUACUAAUAGUUAUAACGGGUGUACUCGCGCACGACUGUAUGGUCUUGACUUAUAUCGAGCAUGUCUGCAGCAUCUUCGCUGUAGCUGGAUUUCGUUUCGAAAACUUGGCAUAUAAUAAAGAUACAGACUUGAUAAAUGAUAAUCUAAUUAACAUGUACAAUCAAAAGAUAGCUAUCUCUGUGCAUGCACACUGGCAAGCCUUACAUGUGACGAAGAGAAUGCUAUUAUUGGCUGGUCAGUGGCCUUAUCAGAGAAGAAAGGAGAGAUUGCUUCGAGUGACUCUGAUGACUAUGACUUCGCUUUCUAUGAUAAUUCCACAGAUUGGCAAGUUUAUUCAGUGCGGCAGAGAUGUGCAAUGUAUUUUAACGACUAUACCAUCGUAUCUAUUUCAAAUUGUGGUUAUAGUGAAACUAUAUGCAUGCCAAUUUAACAAUAGCAAAAUUAAAGAUCUCACUGAUCAGGUGUAUAGCGAUUGGGAAAGCUUGGAAAUCCCGGAAGAAUACGAAAUUAUGAAAACUUAUGCUGCAAAAGCGAGACUGUUUUCUUUGAUAUAUACGUCAUAUUAUGCCAUAGCUGCUCCUCUAUUUAUAUUAUUGAUUCCCAUCACACCGCAAAUAUUAGAUAUCGUUUUACCGCUCAACGAAUCUCGCUCUAUAUUAAUGCCUUAUGAAGCACAUUAUUUCGUCCACGAUGACAGAGAAUACUUCUAUUACAUUUUAUUUCACGCUCUUGUAGCUGUACUAAUAGUUAUAACGGGUGUACUCGCGCACGACUGUAUGGUCUUGACUUAUAUCGAGCAUGUCUGCAGCAUCUUCGCUGUAGCUGGAUUUCGUUUCGAAAACUUGGCAUAUAAUAAAGAUACAGACUUGAUAAAUGAUAAUCUAAUUAACAUGUACAAUCAAAAGAUAGCUAUCUCUGUGCAUGCACACUGGCAAGCCUUACAAUUCGCAAAACUUCUGAAAGAUACUUUCUCCAUAACUUUCGGCAUACAAAUUGCGAUAGUUACCGUAGCGAUGAGUAUUAGUUUACUGCAAAUGGUAGUACAAGAUGAUACUCUGGAAACGAUGAGGUAUAUGGCAUUUAUCAUUGGUCAAUUGAUUCAUAUAUUUUGCUUCAGUCUGCAAGGCCAAAGAUUGAUAGACCACAGUUUAAAAGUACGCGAUAAGAUAUACAAUUGCUUCUGGUACAAUAUACCCGUGAAAUCGCAAAGAUUGCUUCUAAAUGUGAUGAGAAGGAGCUUGCAACCGAAUAUUUUAACCGCCGGUGGAAUUUAUAUUUUUUCCUUAAAAAGUUUCACUACGGUCCUACAAUCUUCGAUGUCAUAUUUUACCGUACUCGCGUCUUUCCAGUGAUCAAUGAUCAAUAUAUUCAAAUAGUAUUUAUGUACACGCUUGAUAAUAUUAUGUGACAAUAGAUUAUUGCAUUUAAAAUAACUGUGUAUACGUACCUUUAAAUCUCAUUUAAAAGAUUAUCUUGUUAUGCGCACUGUCGAAAAUAUUGCACAUAAUUUUUAGUUUUACAAGUUUUACAAGUGAAGCUAAACAAAUGUUUGCGAAUAAAAAAAUAAAUGCAAAGCUGGCAAAUGGGAAACAACAGUAACAAAGGUAAUAUUUUUCUUGAAACACUGGUAUAAUUAUUAUAUCUUUGAUUUAUCAUCAGGUAAGUUAUUAUCGUGUAUUGACAAAGUUUAGUAAUGGACUAGGUUUUAUUUGCAUCUAGAAGAUAUAUAAUACAUAGUAAUAUCAUUAGAACGCGAGUUCAAGAUGUGGAAACAAAUAAAAUGAAAUCUGAUAAAAAACUCGAAAGAAAAUUAACCAAAAAUAUUCACUAUCAAUAUGGACGAGUAUGUGUGAUAUAUUAAAUCGCGAAACGGUAAUAUUACACUAAUCAGUGAAUUUUCGAUACUAUCGUUAAUGGACUAAAAAUGUCAAAGUUAAUUAGAAUAAAAGAAUAAAUCUUAAGGCGUUUGAUAGCUUACUCGCUUAUAUAAAUACAAUUUUUUUUUUUUUCGUACAGAGCGAAAUUUAUGUCGUGAAAAUAUAUAUGUAUAUAAUUUUCUUCAAAAAUGUUAUGCUAACAAAAAAAAGAGUUAUGUUACAGUAUCAAUGCAUACUACUAUGUAUAUCACUGUUAGGAUAUCCCGUAAGAAUUUUAGAACCGCCAAUACUUUUUAUGAACGAGAAGAAAGGCUGGAUAACAUAGAAUCAACGAUCUCUCUUGGUUGUCUCGUAACGGAUUAAACUCGAAACUGGUAAGUCUUAGGAUUUAAUGGGAUAUGUUACGUGGAUAUAUGCGCACGUGUAUACACAAAAUUACGUGACACGCAAGACGCAAUGUUUCUUAACGCACCCCAACAGCUCGUAUCUUCAUUGCACAUUUAACAAUACAUUAAAUUACGUUGAUCAGGAAAGGAAUUUGUUUGUUUCUACACCAUUCGAUGGAGAUAUAGAUAAAAUAUUAAAAUAAAAUUUUCAUUUUCAGGCUUCAAUCUUCUUCUAUCUUCGGAAAAGGAAAAAAGGCCUUAAAUUAAA